GGGGCACGUACUUCGCGAAAAUACGAUGAGACUCUUUCUGCUGUUGGUUGUCUUCGCAGUGUGCUCAACUUGGAAUGUACUUGAUAAGCUACCUUUUCGUAGAAAGAGCACAAUUGCGAAGGAACGACGUGCUACCCCUGAGCUACGUACUACUAUAUCCUAUUUCAAGCACCCUUAUAUAUGUCAGGAUGGGCGUUGUAAAGAGUACUAUGGCCAAGACCGUCGUGGCAGCCGCUUAUACCCUAGUUACAGACAUUGCAUGGCAAUUUGCAAAGCCCCAUGGUAAUUAUGUAUGUGGCAAAUAAAGAU
Cylicocyclus nassatus is the source of this 309-nucleotide messenger RNA. The record is from the annotation of a GenBank genome assembly. NCBI's taxonomy places the organism in Eukaryota, Metazoa, Nematoda, Chromadorea, Rhabditida, Strongylidae.